Molecule: messenger RNA, 1395 nt
Organism: Micromonas commoda
Lineage: Eukaryota; Viridiplantae; Chlorophyta; Mamiellophyceae; Mamiellales; Mamiellaceae
Product: glycosyltransferase family 4 protein
Exons: 3
Coding region: 1-1395 (464 amino acids)
Biological process (GO): GPI anchor biosynthetic process
Cellular component (GO): glycosylphosphatidylinositol-N-acetylglucosaminyltransferase (GPI-GnT) complex
Molecular function (GO): phosphatidylinositol N-acetylglucosaminyltransferase activity
Source: RefSeq, a predicted model, not a curated record
AUGCCUUUACGCAGCGUCCUCCUCGUCUCGGACUUUUUCCUGCCGAACCUGGGGGGCGUGGAGCUCCACAUGUACUCGCUAGCGCAGAGGCUCAUCGCGAGGGGUCACAAGGUGACGGUGCUGACCCACGCGUACGGAGAUAGGUGCGGCGUGCGGCACAUGACCAACGGACUCAAGGUUUACUACGUGCCCAGGGUUCCCGUGUACAACGGUGCGACGUUGCCGGACAUAUUCGGGCACAGCGACUUACUGCGGCUGAUCCUGCUCCGCGAGAGGGUCACCGUUGUUCACUCGCAUCAGGCGUUUGCGGUGAUGGGCCACCAGGCGUGCUUCCACGCUCGAACCAUGGGAUACAAGUGCGUGUUCACGGACCACUCCCUAUUCGGCUUCUCGGACGCCAGCCACAUACACAUGAACAAGCUGCUGGUGUUGACCCUCGCCGACUGUAACCACGUGGUUUGCGUGAGUCACACGGCGAAGGAGAACACGGUGCUGAGGUCGGGCGUGCCGCCGCAGAGGGUGUCCGUCAUACCGAACGCGGUGGACGCCGUUCGAUUCGUCCCGGAUCCGACAAAGCGGGGUCUACGCAUGGACGGGAGUAAGGCUGAGUUUGGGCGAAUCACCGUGGCCGUCACCGCGAGGCUGGCGUAUAGGAAAGGGGUUCACCUGCUCGCCGGCGUCAUUCCGUUGGCGUGUGAACGUUUCCCCCGGGUUGACUUUCUCAUCGCCGGGGACGGAUCGAUGCGACCGCACCUGGAGGAGAUGACCAAGUCGAACGGCCUCACGGAGCGGGUCACGCUGCUGGGCAACGUACCUCACGCGAGGGUCUCCGACGUGCUUCAAAGGGCGCACGUCUUCCUGAACUGUUCCCUGACGGAAUCGUUCUGCAUCGCUAUUCUCGAGGCGGCGUGCUGCGGGUGCCUCGUGGUGGCGACGGGCGUGGGCGGGGUGCCGGAGGUGCUACCGCCGGACCUCCUGUACCUCGCGAAACCCAACCCCGCCGCGCUCGUCGACGCGCUCAACGACGCGAUUGAAGCGCUCGACACAGCUGGCGGCGGCGAUUCCUCCGAGGGUUCGACCGAGGGUUCGCGAAGGGCCGCGGUCGACCCGGUCGCCAUACACGAGCGCGUGGCCGAGAUGUACAGCUGGGACGACGUCGCCGAGCGCGUGGAGCGCGUGUACGAGCGCGCGCACGCGACGGAGGAUACGUUGGUGGGCAGGUUGGUUCGGCUGAGCCGGUGCGGCGCGUUUGCGGGGCCGCUCUUUGCGUGCGUCGCGGCUGUUGAUUACGUGUUCUGGAGGUGGUGCGAGUGGUGGCGGCCGGCGAGGACGGUGGAACCCGCGCCGGACUUUGUGCCGGACGACGCGGACUUCGUUCUGGUGGAGGAGGAGUGA